Molecule: messenger RNA, 2572 nt
Organism: Argentina anserina (silverweed cinquefoil)
Lineage: Eukaryota; Viridiplantae; Streptophyta; Magnoliopsida; Rosales; Rosaceae
Product: CRS2-associated factor 1, chloroplastic
Exons: 5
Coding region: 146-2506 (786 amino acids)
Biological process (GO): Group II intron splicing
Molecular function (GO): RNA binding
Source: RefSeq, a predicted model, not a curated record
UAAACUAUAUCUGAGAAUUCCCAGCAAAAACUCAGACUUGGGUUUUCAAAAGCUCUCAACUUUUUAAAAAGCGACGUCGUUUUGAGCACGAUUGAUUUCUUCUAAAAAGCUUGACGCUUUGUUUUCUGGGGGCGUCGUAUAAUUGAUGGCGCUAAAUUUGCCGACUUCGUGCCCGAUUUUCGCGCCACCGGUGAACCCGAAACCGGCCCACAACCGCCCGCCCACGGAGGUCCGAUUCGCGCGGUGGAACAACGCCAACGCCGAGAAGUUCAACCAGCGCCGCCGCGCCCAGCAGGAAAUCGAGGACGACCUCCGCCGCGAGCGCCGCUUCGACUCCGCCGCCAGAAUCUCCAUCUCCACCACCUCCUCCUCCGAAGCCGAGACCUCCGCCGUAGGGACGUUCAAGUCCACCGGCACGCCUUCGUCUCCGUCGCGGCCUUCAAUUCCCGGCAGAAAAUCCAAGUACUCCGAAAACCCUAACCCUAGCUCGCACCCGGCGUUUCGCCGAGUCAUCAAGCCGACGAAGCUCUCGAGAAUCAAGCCGGAAGUCGACCGGAAAGCCAACAUCUCCAUUGGCGACGACGGGCUGUCCUAUGUCAUCGACGGCGCGCCGUUCGAGUUCAAGUACAGCUACACCGAGACGCCGAAGCAGAAGCCGAUUAAGCUCCGGGAGCCGCCGUACGCGCCGUUCGGGCCAACCACGAUGGGCCGGCCGUGGACGGGUCGGGCCCCACUGCCUCCGAGCAAGAAGAAGCUCAAGGAAUUCGACUCGUUCCAGCUGCCGCCGCCGCACAAGAAAGGCGUUAAGCCGGUGCAGUCUCCGGGCCCGUAUUUGCCCGGGUCGGGUCCAAAGUAUGUCAAGUCCAGGGAGGAGAUAUUGGGUGACCCGUUGACCGAUGAAGAAGUCAAGGACUUGGUUAAUGGCUGUGUUAAGACCAGGAGGCAACUCAAUAUGGGUAGAGAUGGUUUGACACACAACAUGCUGGAUAAUAUCCAUGCUCAUUGGAAGCGGCGGAGAGUGUGCAAGAUCAAAUGUAAAGGAGUGUGUACAGUCGACAUGGAAAAUGUGUGCCAGCAACUAGAGGAAAGAACUGGAGGGAAAAUCAUAUACAAAAAAGGUGGGGUGAUUUUUCUUUUCCGGGGAAGGAACUAUAACUAUAAAACUCGGCCGCGGUUUCCUCUCAUGCUUUGGAGACCUAUCACUCCUGUGUAUCCUAGGUUGAUUCAGCGAGCUCCUGAGGGCCUAACAGUUGAACAAGCAACUGAAAUGCGCAAGAAGGGGAGGAAUCUGAUACCAAUACGCAAGCUAGGAAAAAAUGGGGUUUACUCUGACCUGGUAGACAAUGUCAGGGAGGCCUUUGAAGAGUGUGAACUCGUGCGAAUUGAUUGUCAAGGGAUGAAUGGCAGCGACUACCGAAAAAUAGGUGCUAAACUUAAGGAUCUUGUCCCUUGUGUGCUAAUUUCUUUUGAACGCGAGAGCAUUCUUAUGUGGAGAGGACGGGAAUGGAAGUCUUCUCUCGUAAAUCCUGAGAGUAAAUUGAAGGAAGUCAGAGAAUCUAUUGUUGAUGAAUCACAUUCUAUUGUACCUUCUUUGGAAGGCCAAGAAGCAUCAACAUUAUGUGCUUAUACAAUUUCAGUUAAGGCCGCAAAUCCUGAAAUGAUUGACACUAGUACUAUAUCCUCUUCAAGUUAUGAAGUUGUGGGUGCAGAGGAAACUGAGGGUCCGUCCCUGUCACCGUAUGUUGAGCCAUAUGCCACUGUUGAUACUGUUUCCAGUGUUGAAGGCACUAAUGAAACUGUAACCAUAGCGGACAUCAAAAGCUUUAGAAAUGAUGAGGCUGAAUCAGAAAUGAAGGCAUGUAGUGGUUCAACCAUACCACAAGAUACCAGCUAUGCUGAUGAUGAGAUGGAAACGAUUUCCAGUACAUCUGGAACUGAAAACAUAUUGGAUAAUACACGCUAUGAAGCGUCAGCAACUGCAUUGGGGACUGGGACCAUUCCAGUAACUUCCGAAAACACGGAAUCAAAGUUGGAUUCCCUCAUGGUGGCCCCUGGUAGUAAUGAGACUCCACAAGAUGCUUCUAUAGGUUCCCAAAAUCUCGGUGAGCAAGCUAAAUUGAGCGCAGCAUGCAAAGAGAAGGUGCUAUCACUGUUGAACAAAGCUGUUGGGAGUGGGAGUGCACUUAUUUUAGACGAUUCGUCGUUGGAUGCUGACAUUGUAUAUCAGAGGGCGGUUGCUCUUGCCAAGUCUGCUCCAUCUGGACCAGUGUUUAGGCAUCGACCUAAGAGAGUUGCACCUCAACUUAAAAAGAAGCUAGUAGUAAGAAAACAGGGGGAGGAAGCCACAGUUUCAGAAGUGAAAGAGAUAAGUUAUCAAAUAACAGAUUAUGCGAAGAAGGAUUCCAAAGUUCAAAGAACAAGAACAAGAGAUUUUGCUGAACCUCUAGAUAGUGUUGUACCACAGGGAAGCCUGAGAGUGGAUGAACUUGCUAAGCUAUUGGCUUGAUAUAUGCAUCCUAGCAUUCUGUAGAUGUAUUUCAUAUACAAUUGGUGUAUAGAAUUUUCGGUGAUC